Phalaenopsis equestris is the source of this 712-nucleotide messenger RNA. RefSeq names its product transcription factor MYB114-like. NCBI's taxonomy places the organism in Eukaryota, Viridiplantae, Streptophyta, Magnoliopsida, Asparagales, Orchidaceae. The record is from RefSeq and is a predicted model, not a curated record. The coding region runs from base 143 to 712 and encodes 189 amino acids. The transcript is spliced from 3 exons.
CCGAAUCCUUUGGCUCUGUUUCGCGGAGUUCAGCAUGGACACCACGUAGCGUAUUAAUCUCUUAUCAAAUAUAUAACAAUCAUGAAGCUUCAAUCUUCUUCAUAUCACAGUGUUCAAUGUAAGAAAUCCUCACAGAGUUAUAAUGAGGCGUCCUCGUGCAAAAAGAAAUCAUGAUACAGAAAGCGCGCAGCGAAGAAAGCAUAAACGGUGGAGGUCGGAGGAGGAUGAACUCAUCCGCAAGUACGUAGAAGAGUAUGGAGACAACGACUGGCGUUAUGUGGAGCAGCGUUUUCCCGAUCUCAGCCGUUCCAGAACUAGCUGCCGCAAGCGGUGGAAGUCUGCACUCCAAUCUACAGUCGCCCAACACCCUUUCUCCCCUGAGGAGAAAACCAGAAUUCGAGGGCUUUAUCGAAUGUUGGGUGGCAAAUGGCGUCAAAUAAAAAACGUUCUUUGGGGUGAUGAGUCUCCUGUAAAGAGAACGGAGUGUGACAUAAGGAAUAAUAUCAAUCAAAUAUUGUUAGAGCAAUCACAUGAUCAACAUUGUAGUCCAACCGUUCAUUCUAUCAGAAGCUCUUCUGAUAUUGAUAAUGAUGCAUGGAAGCAUGCAAGCGAUAUGGGGAACAUUAAUCAAAAAUAUGAAGAGACCAGCAGUGUUGGCGACCCAUCGUUAGAUGUCUCAUUGCCCAUUCCUGUCAGUGGCGAAGAGCAUUGA